Molecule: messenger RNA, 1423 nt
Organism: Fusarium vanettenii 77-13-4
Lineage: Eukaryota; Fungi; Ascomycota; Sordariomycetes; Hypocreales; Nectriaceae
Exons: 3
Coding region: 13-1368 (451 amino acids)
Biological process (GO): polyketide metabolic process
Source: RefSeq, a predicted model, not a curated record
AACGCUACCAAAAUGAACGUCAACGUCCCAGAUUUGAUCAAAGCGGCCGUCCCCGAGUCAAAGGGUCGCAAUGUCCAGGUCCUCAACGACAACAUGACUGGAAAUAAUUACAGGGACCAAAACUUCCUCUCCGGCGACUUCCCGUCUAACCCCCCCAAGUUGUACGUGACGGGAGAAAGCGACGAAUUUGACCAGCUGACUCUCGCCGAGUGGCGAGCUGAGGGCUUUGAUGUCGAGUACAUCUCAAUGGAGAGCCAUGGUGAUAAGUACCUACGCAAGAUCAAGUCGUUGAGCAAAGAGAAUCUGGGACCUUGUGAGAAGUUUGGAAUCAUAGCAUAUGACGACGCAGCAGCUACAUGCCUCGAGCAUUUCCAUGUCUUGGACAACAACCCAGAAUUCAAGCUCGGCCUUUUGAUUGCCUACUAUCCCUCUUCAAUCCCAGAUCCCAAUGGCCGAUUUCCAAGCGCUAUUAGUGCCUUGGUACAUUUCACAGCUGGUGAAGAAGUCGGCGUAGUGAAGCAGUCCCAGAUGGUGGGCAUCCAGGGCAAAAAGCGAACGAGACGCAGAACGAUUAGCAGAGGCCUCGGCACCGGCGGCAAGUUGAACCUCGCGUAUCCUAGCUAUACGUACGACGCCCAGCCAGGCUUCGCUGAACAUGAUAUGGAGGAGUAUGACGGGAUAUCUGCCGACCUGGCCUGGAGCCGGAGCUUGGCUUUGGCGAGAAGAGUGUUUGGGAUUAACCCCGACUUGGAAGCUGCUUUGGACAACAACGUGCAGAGCAAAUUCUUCUCCAAGCACCCCGAACAUGCCAUGUCUACCUAUACGACACACAAGACGCCUCAUGUCACCAACAUGCCAACCCUGACAGGAGGCAUCGGAUCGGCGGAGCUAAAGCGUUUCUAUACAGAAUUCUUCACCAACCCACCUUCUAUAAAGACAACGCUUAUAUCGCGUACCAUCGGCGCUGACCGAGUCGUGGAUGAGAUUCACCUGCGCUUCAAGCACACACAGGAAGUCCCGUGGAUGCUGCCCGGAGUCCCGCCUACCAACAAAAAGAUUGAAAUCAUGAUGGUGAGCAUUGUCACUCUGAGGGGUGGCAGACUCUAUCAUGAACAUGUGUACUGGGACCAGGCCAGCGUUUUGGUACAAGCAGGACUGCUAGACCCAGAGUUGCUACCACAGGCUGCCAAGGAUAUCGGCGUCAAGAAGUUGCCUGUGGUAGGAAAGCGAGCAGCGAGGAAGGUGAUAAAGAAUAGGAAUGAGAGUGACGAUGAGGGGGAGGCGGACAACGAGCUGAUUGAAGGCUGGGAAAAGGGUGAAGACAAGAGCGAGAAAAUCGCAGACACAACCGCAAAAGAGGCCUCUUGAAGACUUUCACUCUUUUCCUUUCCUGUAGAAUUUAAUUAACUUUGGUUGUAAGUCA